Ectocarpus sp. CCAP 1310/34 is the source of this 2881-nucleotide messenger RNA. The record is from the annotation of a GenBank genome assembly. Lineage: Eukaryota; Phaeophyceae; Ectocarpales; Ectocarpaceae.
AUGCAACCACCACACACGACCCGUCGAACUCCUUUCUCUCAGCCAUCACUUUACAUACACCCGAAACAUCCGCCAUUCGUUUCGAAACAGUGCUGGUGUGGCGACAAUGUCGACUACGACGCCAACGGCGAAGGGGUCUGUGACAUGGCCUGCUCGGGCGACUCCAGCGAGACCUGCGGGGGCUUCUACGCCAUGAGUGUCUACGAGAACCCCGACGACUCCGGCUACCUUGGCUGCUACUCCGACCCGGCCGACAGCCGCAUCUUCGACUUGGUGGCUACCGCUGACGACAUGACCUCGGAGAUCUGCUUGGGGAACUGCGGCGCCUACCAAUACUACGGGACUCAGUAUUCGACGCAGUGCUGGUGCGGCGAUAAUGCCGACUACGACGCCAACGGUGCCGGCGAGUGUGACAUGGCCUGCUCGGGCGACGCCAGCGAGAUCUGCGGAGGCUUCUACGCCAUGAGUGUCUACGAGAACCCCGACGACUCCGGCUACCUUGGCUGCUACUCCGACCCGGCCGACAGCCGCAUCUUCGACCUGGUGGCUACCGCUGACGACAUGACCUCGGAGUGCUGGUGCGGCGACAACGCCGACUACGACGCCAACGGCGAAGGGGUCUGUGACAUGGCCUGCUCGGGCGACGCCAGCGAGAUCUGCGGAGGCUUCUACGCCAUGAGCGUCUACGAGAACCCCGACGUAGAUCCUGUGGACCCCUCGUACCUUGGCUGCUACGCCGACCCGGCCGACAGCCGCAUCUUCGACUUGGUGGCUACCGCUGACGACAUGACCUCGGAGAACUGCUUGGGGAACUGCGGCGCCUACCAAUACUACGGGACUCAGUAUUCGACGCAGUGCUGGUGCGGCGACAAUGCCGACUACGACGCCAACGGUGCCGGCGAGUGCGACAUGGCCUGUUCGGGCGACUCCAGCGAGAUCUGCGGAGGCUUCUACAGCAUGAGUGUCUACGAGAACGACGACGUAGAUGCUGUGGACCUCUCGUAUCGGGGCUGCUACUCCGACCCAGCCGACAGCCGUAUCUUCGUUGAGGCAGGCUCCUCUGACGCCAUGACCGCAGAGUACUGCGCCACGCUAUGCCCCGACUCGGCGUUCUACGGAACACAGUACUCUACGCAGUGCUGGUGCGGCGACCUCAACGCCAGAUACUCCGAGAACGGCGAGGGAGUCUGCGACAUGCCCUGCUCGGGCGACUCCGAUGAGACUUGCGGAGGGUUCUACAGCAUGAGUGUCUACGCCCACGACCCAGCGUACCUUGGAUGCUUCCAAGACUCCGCCAGCCGAAUCAUGUACUACUCUUUUGAAUCGGACAGCAUGACAGCUGAGGCCUGCGCCGCGGUCUGCAGCGAGCCCUACUAUGGAACCCAGUGGUCUCGAGAGUGCUGGUGCGGCGCAAUCAACGGCUACGAUGACAACGGUUUCCAGACCUGCGACAUGCCCUGCACGGGAGACUCCGACGAGAUCUGCGGCGGCUCUUACAUCAUGUCCGUGUACCAAACCAUCUAACUGGCUUUCCACACGGUUGCGUCAUCAAGACUCGCCGCCGACCUGGGCGUGUUAAUCUAAGCGAGGUGUCCACACGAACGAAUGCGGUCAUCAGUCGUGAUCCUCGACGCACGCGACAGCUAUAUCGUUGGGUGCAUAGAUCUAUGCGGUGUUCAACAUCAACAAGGACUACGAGCGCACCGUACCAAUGGGAGUACGAGGACAGGUUCCCAAGAUUCAUCUGAAUCGUACGAUACACCGGGCUUUCGGCUCGAGGGAAUAUCGAAAGAAAACGCGGAUACACUUUGAACAACAAUGUCGUUGCUUGAAUGUUGGAUGCUCGGAUGUUCCGGUGCAACGUGGCGGGCUCGGGAUGAGAGAAGAAAGAAAAAGGUUCUGUAGAUAGACAGUAAUCUCUAGGAGUAAAAAGCAGCGUGAUUUGAGGGAGAAUGAAGACCACGUGGUGCCAGGGCGACGUGUACAUGGCAGAACCCGUGGGCAAGAGCGCAUUGAAAAACCAUAUCUAGAUGAGGAACGUAAUCGGCAAAGGUUGGUUUCCCAUACCUAUUCAUGCCAGUCAGGUUAUCAACCACCGGCACCAGCAGGGCUGUCUCGCGAUUUUGUUGUAUCUGGCUCUACGUGCAUGUCUGGAGUGUAGACAAGGUUAUGUGAAAAUAAAUGUGGGAGUUGAGCCUCCGCGUCUCCAAGUCGUCGGCACGGACGCGUGUAAAGUUGGAGCUGCGGUAGCGUGUGAGUAGACGGGCAUGUGGAAACUAGCAGCAUGAAAGGUUUCCAGGCUAUCCAAGCUAGCGCUGCUACUACUAUUGCUGCAGCUGGAAGUUCAGCGAGUUUUCCAUCGGGUUGGGAGUGCUACAUGUAAUGUUGCGUGUCUAGAAGCUGGCGAUAGAACAUCGCACAGCCUUGAUUAUAUUCAAAGUAGAAAUGCAUUAGAGUCUACUUAUGAGCGUACAUAUUCAAAUACCAGUUGCGGUCUUUCACUGCUGGAGUUAGUCCCACCCUCCGCUGACCUCACGCGACGCGACUACACUGCGAAAGAAAGCGUUGUUGUCUCAGAUGUUGUCACAGGCGCGUACAUUCCGUGCUUAGACUUUCAUCGCCUGCCCGGUUGUCAUGGAAAUGUUGCUCUCUAUCGUAGAUCAUACAUCGUAGAUACCAUAGUCCAUGUUUCGUUCAUAGGUAGCGCAUCUGUAUGCGGGGGAAUUUCUGCUGUAAAAUUAUGUGCUCGAGGGAUCGCGUGUGUUUCAUUGUCGCAUGGACUUCUCUAGAUAAUCGUGGCUCUAGGAACGGCCACCUGGACUUCCUGCGUUCUCUGUGGUGGAUCUAUCAGGGUGUGUUGACCAUCUAAGCGCCAGUUUUC